Molecule: messenger RNA, 3252 nt
Organism: Calidris pugnax (ruff)
Lineage: Eukaryota; Metazoa; Chordata; Aves; Charadriiformes; Scolopacidae
Gene: PPP2R2B
Product: protein phosphatase 2 regulatory subunit B, beta
Exons: 10
Coding region: 150-1499 (449 amino acids)
Biological process (GO): peptidyl-serine dephosphorylation
Cellular component (GO): cytosol; protein phosphatase type 2A complex
Molecular function (GO): protein phosphatase regulator activity; protein binding
Source: RefSeq, a predicted model, not a curated record
AUGCUGGCAGUGAUGUAGAGGGGACUGACUCCAAUUGCACCGUGUUGGGAAUGGCCCUGCCAUGGUACGGGGAAAACAAACAGGCACAUUCACGGGGGGGCAGAAUGUCUGUGUCUCUGCAGCGUGAGCUCUGCGCUCUGUAAGGGAGAAUGAUCACAGGAUUUGGGAACCUCAUGCAGGAUGUGCUGUGGUGCUUCAGUCAAGUGAAAGGAACUAUAGAUAUUGGGGUGACAGAAGCUGACAUCAUCUCUACUGUAGAAUUCAACCACACUGGAGAAUUACUAGCAACAGGGGACAAGGGGGGCCGUGUUGUAAUAUUUCAGCGUGAGCAGGAGAGCAAACACCAACCCCAUCGCAGGGGAGAGUACAAUGUCUACAGCACCUUCCAGAGCCACGAGCCGGAGUUCGAUUACCUGAAGAGUCUGGAGAUAGAGGAGAAGAUCAAUAAGAUACGAUGGCUCCCGCAGCAGAACGCAGCCUAUUUCCUGCUCUCCACCAAUGAUAAGACGGUGAAGCUAUGGAAGGUCAGCGAGCGGGACAAGAGGCCGGAGGGAUACAACCUCAAGGAUGAGGACGGCCGUCUUCGGGACCCCUCCAUGAUCACCAUGCUGCGGGUACCCGUGCUCCGGCCCAUGGACCUGAUGGUGGAGGCCACCCCCCGGCGGGUGUUUGCCAACGCUCAUACCUACCACAUCAACUCCAUCUCCGUCAACAGCGACUACGAGACCUACAUGUCGGCAGACGACCUGAGGAUAAACCUCUGGAACUUUGAGAUCACAAAUCAAAGUUUUAACAUCGUGGACAUCAAACCAGCCAACAUGGAGGAGCUGACGGAGGUGAUCACGGCCGCCGAGUUCCACCCCCACCACUGCAACACCUUCGUCUACAGCAGCAGCAAAGGCACCAUCCGGCUGUGCGACAUGCGCACCUCCGCCCUCUGCGACCGCCACGCCAAGUUUUUUGAAGAGCCCGAAGAUCCAAGUAACCGCUCGUUUUUUUCUGAGAUCAUCUCCUCAAUCUCCGAUGUCAAAUUCAGCCACAGUGGGAGGUAUAUCAUGACCCGAGACUAUCUCACCGUCAAGGUGUGGGACCUGAACAUGGAGAACCGGCCCAUUGAGACCUACCAGGUUCACGACUACCUGCGCAGCAAGCUGUGCUCUCUCUACGAGAACGACUGCAUCUUCGACAAGUUCGAGUGCGUCUGGAACGGGUCAGACAGCGUCAUCAUGACCGGCUCCUACAACAACUUCUUCCGCAUGUUCGACCGCAACACCAAGCGCGACGUGACGCUGGAGGCCUCGCGGGAGAACAGCAAACCCCGCGCCAUCCUCAAGCCCCGCAAGGUCUGCGUGGGCGGCAAGCGCAGGAAAGACGAGAUCAGCGUGGACAGUCUGGACUUUAGCAAAAAGAUCCUGCACACAGCUUGGCACCCCUCCGAGAACAUCAUCGCCGUGGCAGCAACAAAUAACCUGUAUAUAUUCCAGGACAAGGUUAACUAGGAGGACAAGGUCUUUAGGAAUCUCAUGUACUGAAUACUAGUAAACACAAGAUUUCAGCUCUUUCUUUUCUUUCUUUCUGUCAGUCUGUCUUUUUUUUUCCCUUUUCCUUCCUGUUCCAUUGUUCAGUCCUUGCUCUGCAGCUCCUGUUGUGCAGAGGGGAGCACACCCACCCCCCAGGGCAGGGGGGCACCCAGCAGACACCAGAUUUCUCUUUAUUUACCUGUGGAGAGCGAAGGCGUGAGGUGGGGAGGUGGAGGCUCUGGCUGUGGCGGUUCCCCGGCGGUGGGGGGCUGGCUGCCCCCACUGGUGUCCCCCUGUGGUGACUGGGCAGGGGGAGAAGGGGCGCCGGGCACCAGCUGGGUGCCCUGGGGCAGCUCUAGUUACAGCAGAUUGUGUUAAACUGGUCCUAGAAAUACCCCACUGGUUACGCUGCAAGACCAGAACACCAUCCCCUUUGCCAUUUUUCACAUUUGUCUUUUUAUUAUUAUUAUUUUGUGUUUUUACCAACACAGCAAAACCAAACGUAAAACGGAACAGUUCAGCUUUGCAACGGACAAGCGUAAAGGGGGGAUCUGCUGCGACUGAGCGGGGUCUGCGCUGGCCCCGCUGCUCCCCCCCCCCCAACACUCUCCUGAGGAUUUGGCUUUGUGGAUACUGUGGUGCCUUUUUUGGUAUACGAAAUACCUUUAUAAAUGAUGCUUCCAAACUGCAUUGAUUGCAAACCAAAUUGAACCUGGGCUUUUCUUCUGCAUUUCUUGUCUUUUGCUUUGGUCAUCCUUACUUGUUCUGUUGUAAGCUCUUGCAUGUUGUGACUGUCUCUCUCUCUCUCAUUUUCCCUUUCUUUUUUAAUUAAUUUAUUUAUUUAUUCAACUUUUUAAAAGAUAAAGUAUAGGUUGCUAAUUUAUGACCUUCUAAAAAAGAAUUCAACCGUAUAUUGCUGUUAGCACCUGACUGCUUCAGAGAGAGGCUGUCUGUGGUCCUACAUUAUAAUAAUAAUAAUAAUAAUGAUAAUAAUAAUAAAAACAAUAACUCUUCCUCUUUGCAUGGCAAGGCUGCCCCUUUCUACUCUGGAGAUUGUUCAGGUCCCUCUUUUACUUGAGCAGCUUUUCGAUAAAAAAAGAACUACUGAAGUUUCAGUCAAUCUGAAAACUGCUCCUGCAACAAAAAGCAAAUGAAUAAAGUCAAUUAAAAAAAACAAAUUCAACACUGUCACUGUAGAAGUGGCUCCAUGAAGGUGACCCUGCUCUGCAUCCGCUCCGGGGGGCAGCGGGGAUCCCAUCAGCGCCCGCAUCCUACAUCCUGGCACGACUCCACGGGCAAAGUGCCCCCCGGGACAGUCUCCACGGGGCACCAGGAGCUCCCCAAUGUGUCCCACCGCGGCCUCCAGCUCUUCCACCCGCCCAGGGACACGAACGCUGCCGGCUCCAGGAGCAAGGGACCAUGGAAAACGGGGGUGGGGACCCCUGGCUGUGCCCGGGCCGCGGGACAGAGCCCGGGGUGCUGCGGGGUCCCCGGCAGCGCAGGGAGAGCUCGCUGCUGUCAGAGGAGAGAUGACAAGGGAAAAACAAAGUGCACUGGCUUAGAACUUUGUUACACGUGAUGGCUUUCAGGAGUAACUUUUUUUUUUAAAAAAUGAAAUGGUAAAAAAAAAAUAGCAAGAGUAAAUGAAACAUUUUUUAAAAAAAUGUUCUUUUUUGGUUCCUGUAAAGAAAGCCUGCACUCUGGUGUCAGAAGUAAAGUUGUCCCAAAUGUG